Molecule: messenger RNA, 447 nt
Organism: Penicillium brevicompactum
Lineage: Eukaryota; Fungi; Ascomycota; Eurotiomycetes; Eurotiales; Aspergillaceae
Exons: 1
Coding region: 1-447 (148 amino acids)
Source: RefSeq, a predicted model, not a curated record
AUGCCGAAGCCCAACACCAUUGCCUGGUGUUCAUGGGAGAAAAAGAACCUCCUUCCAUGGCUGCUACAGCACCGAGGGAUGACAUGGGAGGCAAAAGCCAAGGCAUACUUCAAGCAAUUUGGGUUGAAACGGACAGGGGAGGCGUUGCGAAGCAAGCGGAACUACCUAUUACGAAAACUUCGAGCUAUGCAGAAGAGUAUGUCUAAGGCCUCCUUCAUGGGGCAUCGGCCAUGGGUCCUAAGCAAAGAUACCCCGAGAGCCUUUCCGCCGCCACCCCCAAUCUUCACGCCCAGGGCCCGCAACACAGAGACCUGUCACUUAUCCCACGUGAGGCAGAGUUUGGCAACUGCAAAUGGUCGUCUCUUCGCAGGAGCCUCGGGGAGUGCAGACCAGACACUACUCGGUAACUUAAAGCGGAAGACCGGUAGAUGGGAUCAGAAGGGCUGA